UCGGCGCGGCGCGGCUCGGCCAGCAUGAAGAAGCACCAGCCGCACUCGGUGCAGGGCACCUUCAGCCGCCUGUUCGGCAAGCGCCACUCCAGCCCCAGCGCCGCGUCCCUGUUCGCCACCAACCCGCCCUGGAUCUUCACGCAGGAGGUGACCUCGGACAGCGCGGGUGGCACCGGUGAUGUGAUCGAGGUCUAUUACGGGGACAAUCGCUUCGGGACGGUGACAGACUCGGGCACGGCCACGCUGAAACCCCGCCCGAGGGUCCGGCCCCUGCUGACCUUCCUGCCCCUGAACGCCCAGGAAUCCCACGGGGUGGCUGUGCCAACGCCGUCGGUGCCAGAAGACUUUGUGGAGAAGGCAGCUCUUGGCUCUGGCUCCCAGCUCAAUGGCAAUAUUCGCAUGUACAGCUCGGUGGGGGACCUGCGCCCGCAGGCCCUCGAUGGGCACGACCUGGAUGAAGACAUCCCCCCGCCGCCAUCGGUGCCCCCACCGCCCCCUCCAGCGCCCGUGUCACCGCCCGUGGCCUCGCCGGUGCCUCCACCCCCCGAGAUGCUGCCGCCACCGCCGCCAGUGCCACCCGAGGCGGUGCCACCGCCCCCCGCCAUGGCAGCGCCGCCGCCGCCUGCCUCAGCCCUGUCCUCGCCCAGCACUCCUGCUCCUCCAGACUUCAUCCCUCCUGCCCCGCCAGGCGCCCGCGACCCCUCCGGGCCUGGCAUGUCCAAGUGGAAAUCAGAGACCGUGCUGAACUCGAGGCAGGGGGACGCCGAGGGGCCGCUCUGCGCUGCCGAGCCCGGGGUGCCCACGGCCCCCAGCCCCAAGGAGAGCCUGCAGCCCAAGGCUGAGCCCCACCUGACCUUCCCCAGGUCGUUCAAGGUGCCGCCGCCGGCCCCGGCGCGCUCCUCGUCCAUCCCGGUGCAGGAGGGCCGGCAGGAGCCCCCCGUGCCCAGGCAGCCUCACGCCCGGCCGCCCCUGCCGCCCUGCUUCACCAUCAGAGCCGCCAGCAAGGCGCGGCCGGGAGAGGCCGAGCAGAGGAGCUCCGGGCUCAGACAGGGCCUGGGGAAGGCGGCUGUGCCCCCUCCACUGAGCCCCAAGCCGGGCACAGGCCUCGGCCAAGGCGUGAAUCCCCCCGGCCACCCUUCCCCUCUGCCAGGCUCCGAGGGGGAGAGGAUUCCCCAGCUGAAAACAGCCGGGAGAGACUCCCCUCCAAAAUCUGAACCUCUCACUGCCAACGACCUGGAUCUGCCUCCUCCAGACUACCCGAGCUGCGAGGAUGACUGGAAGGAUGCCAGCAACCUGAACAAACUGCGGGACGAGCUCUCGGCGCUGCUGCGCUCCCCGCGCCGUGAGGAGAGGCCGCUGGAGAGGCCACUGGAGAAGCCAGGAGCUCCCCAGCCCACGGACAGCGGUCCCAGCCGUGCUGGCAGCCGUGAGCUGGAGCCCAGCGAGCCCCAGAUCACCAGGAAGGACAUGGGGUUACCCAAGGGAGGGGAGACUGAGAAGAAAGAGGUGCCCAGCAGCACCCCCAGCACCAGUGUGGGCUCUCCCAUCACGGCAGUCACUGCCCCAGACAGCAACCCUGACACACAGCCCCGCAGUGUGAUGAUGAUCAGAAACGAGCUGGAGGCUGUGCUGUCCCUGAAGAAAGAGGGGAAACCUGCUCCAGGGCCCAGCAGCCAGAAGCAGGCUGUGGAGAAUGGCAUCAGCACCCCACAAGUGAGGAAGAGCCCCCCUGACGUGAGGAAGGGCGCCCCUGACACAAGAGACUCAGUGGUGCCAAAGCCGGUCCCCAGCCCGCUCCCAGCCCCGGUGGCUGCUGUGGAGAAGGAUGAGACAGACCACGAGGACCAUCCUGCUCCUGCUGCUGGCAAGGUCACAGAGGACAUGAGCCCUGCUCCUGGGUCCCUCAGCAGCAGCAGCAGCGUGAGUCCCCCAGAGCCACCUCAGGCACCGGCAGAGGAGCCCCCGGCUCCCAGCCCGCCCUCGGCCCCUGUGUCCCCUGCUCAGAGCCCGGCACCACAGCCCAGCUCGGCCGUCUUCCAGUACAAAGUGCACCGGGCUGGGGCCAGCUCGGCCGAGCCGCCCCGCGCCCCGGGCUCAGCUGAGCCACCCCGUGCCCUGAGCUCAGCCAAGCCGCCCUGUGCAUCGGGCUCUGCUGAGCCACCCUGCCCCAGGAGCUCAGGCAGCAGCCCCCCAGGCCCCUCGGGAGCGGGGCAGGAGGAGGUGCUGAUCCACCCGGUGACGGGGGAGCGCGUGGAGCGGGGCUCGCCCAUGGCCCUGCUGCUGGCAGCCCGGCAGCGUGCCCAGCGGGGCCGCCAGCCCGGGGAUGGAGCAGCUGCACUCAGGGUGAGGCCAGCCCUGAGACUCGGCAGUGCCUCGUCGGACACCACCUCCUCCACCAGCUUCUUCCGCAACGAGUCCAAGCCCUUCUCCUUCACCGUGGUGCCUCGGCCGUCUGCGGCCAGCCCGGCGGGGUCUGGCUGGAGCAAACCCCCCUCGUUCUCCAGCUCCUCGGAGCAGGGCCGGGCCGUGCGGGCGGUGGGAGAGGCGCAGCUCCCCAGGCCCCAGCGAGCCGCUGCCUCCAGCCUGCUCCGGGGGCUGCUGGACUCGGGACAGCCCGGCCCGGCCCGGCACGGAGCUCCCAGCGAGGAGGAGAGCGGGGACACGGCGCUGGACUUUGGCAUCAUCCCCCCGCCCCCCGAAUUCAGCAAUGAGGCGGACCAGGCUUCCCUCCCGAGCCGGGAGGAGAGCCGCAAGUGCCCCAGCGUCCCUGACAGCGGCCGGGGCUCGGGAGAGCCGCGCUAUUUCAGGUGGGCUGGCUACAGCCGCAUCUAUGGGGCCAACAACCCAGAACCAGCGGCUCUGCCGCCCUCGGAGAAGAGCUGGAGGAACGGAGACCUUGCACCGCAGUACCCGGAUAACAGCAGCUCCUCGAGCUUCCCCAGCCACGGCCCCAACCCGCGGCCGCUGAUCAAGAAGCGCCUGUACAUGUCGGAGCCCGACAGCUCCUACCCCCGGGCCGCCGCAGCCCCCCGGGCCUCGGGCACCCUGUCCUCCACCCUCUCCUCCUACGGCCCCGGGGGAUUCAGCUCCACGCCCGGGGAGGGGGCUCGGCGCCCGGGCCCUGGCCUCAGGAAUGGCCCCUCGAGCGCCCAGGGCAGGCGGGCGUCCAUGGAUGCUGCGGGGAAAGCCGCGGCCUACGGCGGCACCGGGGCUGAGGCCAAGUACAAGGGGCAGAACGGGGACUUCUCGCCCGCCAGCGUGCUGACAGCCAGCAGGCCUGCCCACGGCGCCCCACACUACGGGGCACCCUCCAACACCUUCACGGUGCGGCCUGGCACCCGCCAGCCCAUCUCCUACGCCUACCCGAGCCACCGGUAGGCUGAGCUCGGGGCCGCCCCACUGGCAGCCGCAGGAAAGGGAUGAGAAGGUGCCUGGGUUGGACAUCUCCUUCUCUACGGGCACCAGGGACGGUCCCAACCCAGCCUGGAAAUGCACGUGCUUGGAACUGCUGGUGGGGAAUGAGCCCGAGACCGGACUUUUCUCAAAGACUGCCAUGGAGAGUUGUUACUGCGGAGGGCAGGCCGCUGCCGUGUUACGUGAGCAAUCGUGGUUUCCCUCUUUCCCGUUCUCCCUCCUGGAUUAUUUUCAGAAUUGCAGCCUGAUUGGCUGUCUAGGAAAGCCAAAGAGCAUCCUCAGCUCUCUUCAGAGAGCAUCACCACUGGAAAGGUUGGUUUUGGUUUGGUUUUUAAUUGGUUUGACUCCAGCAUGUUUGGAAGCAGGGAGAAACCAACUGAGAGAUGUGCACAAUGGAAAUAAAGCAGUGUAUAGCUAGAUGUCAGGGAUUGAAAUAAGAAUGUGAGCCCAGUGGGGUAGGAGGAGAGUUUAGGAUGCCUUGAUCCUGACCCUUGCUGUCCUUAAGAGUUUGGAGCAAAUCAGUUCUGCCUUAAGCCCAGCUCUGAGCAGUCAGUGCCUGUCCUGCCAUGCCAGGCUCUGACCCUUCUCCAGGAGCAGCUUUGGGAGCAGGGGCCCUGCUUUGCUGUGCCUUUUGGUCACUGUAAAUGUUUCUGUUGGCAAUUAUUCCUCGUGGAAGGAGGCUGUGAGGCCUGGCUGGAAGGCUGUGAAGCACUUUGGAGGUGUAGGACACAGAGCAAUCCUUUUCCUUGGGCUGGUGGGUGCCAGUGACUCACCCAGUGCUGUGCUGCUCUCUCUGAGGGUUCCUGUGCCACUCACAGCCCUGUGCCCCCCAAAGUGUCCUUAUUUCCUCAGUUAUUAAUAAGUGUCCUUAUGAACUGUUGCACUGAUCUGGGGCUGAGGAGCUCCAUUUCAGUGUGGCUGUUUGUGCAGGUGGGUGUCCGCAGGGACACCCAAAGGGAGCUGGCUCUCUCUGUUUCCCUCAGCGCUGUUCCAGGCGCUGCAGGUGCAGCCCUGCCCUGCUCCCCUCUGCUGCCUGGGCAGGGUGGGAGCUCUGAGGGGCCUUAAAGAGGGUUCCAGCUUCCAGAGUGAGCCGUAGGGUCUCACAGCUGACCUGAGUUGUGAAUAGCCAACGUCCUGAAACUAGAAACAGAGACUCUUCCUUGGAGGCAAACCUGCUGAAAAUCACUGUAAGAUAACUGUAAAAACUUGUAGAGAAUUUUUUCUUGUCACUGAUAAACUGAAAGCACUUUGAGACAUGAGUCUGUUUUUAUGGAAAGCACUUUCUAUUUUCAAUGCUAUAAAUGCCACUGAUUCCACUCCAGCUGACCAUGCCUGGCACACACCUGGAUGUGGCCUGCAAGCAGAUCCUGCUUUACAAUGCAGCUCAAAAUCAGGGAUUAAUUUUCCUUCACUGUGGAGUUCUCAAAAGUUAUCUUGAUAUUUGAGUCAUGUCAUUGAUGUUCUGUGUUUUGUGUUAUUUCCAGCUUUACCUAAUAAUUUAACAGCCCUUUGAGAUAUUGCAGCAGCUUUAAAGUAUUCUGAACUUCACUUUGCUGUGAAUAAAAUGAAAACUCAAAUACAAUAAUCAGUCUAAUAGCUAAUUCAAAGGGCAUUUUUAUGCCAGCAAGUCACAGUGGCUUAGAAGAUUUCCACUGCUCAUCCCAGCCAAUAUUGAAAUAAUAGGCCUUUAAUAUAUGGGUGUUGGUUUUAAAAAAAUAUUUAUGGGGAAAAGUGACUAUGGAGUAACUAUAAGGACAUUUAAGUGUGCCAAGUGUCAUGUGGAAUACCACCUGCCCCAAAACAUGGAAUUUUCUCCAUGCAAGGAGCAUCUUGAGCGUUCUUAUUCAUCUGUAGAAGUAAAUCCGUGCUCCCCCUUGAGGGGCUUCAGGGUCAUGUUUUGGUACUGGAUGAAGUUUCACAGGUUUAACUUGAAAGCAAACAAAGAAGUCUCUUUGGUAAUGUUGCAACUUAAUGUUUUUUUCUUCCUGAUACUUCUUUUUUCAAAAUAAUAAGCUAUAUUUGCAAACGAGCUCUCAGAAACAAUUUUAAGGCUGGGUGGGCAAUUUCAGCUUUUGAUACUGACUUUGCCCAGAAGGGGAGGGCAGGGGGGUAUGUGUGCAGUGUUCCACCUCAAGAAUUCUUCCAAAUUGCAAUCUCCUGAAGUUGUUUUUUCUCUUUUUAGAGAAAAAUGUGACACUCCAAUGUUGGUACCUGCUUUAAAUGUCACAUUUACUUCACCCAGACACACAAUUCAUGUGUAGGUGAAAUAUGGUCUUAGACCCCACGGAGUGUCUCAUUUCUAGCAGACAUAAUUGCUUUAAUUUAGCAUUAGAAGUGUGAUAAUAGAAUCAGCUUUAUAAAGUAGCCACUCCUCAUUCAAGAACAGCACUCAGGGGCUGCCCAGGGGCCUGAGCUGUCACUGGACCAGGUUGGACUCUGCUCCCAGUUGUAGGACUGGUUAGCAGGCAGGUUCUCAGCAGUGGGACUCUUCUAUUCCUCACUUUGCACUAUCCCUGCUUCUUUUGAAUGCAUUCAGCAGAUUCUGGUAUUUCAGGAACAGCUCAGCAUUGAUUCUGGGGCCGCUGUGACAAAGGGAGCACUGUCAGAGCUGUUGGCAGCCAAAGGGGACAGAGUUGGAUCUCUGAGGAGUGAGGACUGCAGGGCGGGGACAAGCCCCCCUUCCUGGGGCAGGUAACUGGAUAAACAAACUGUCCCUGCAUUCCAUUACUCCUCCCAGCUCUUUCACUGCAGGCAUUUAGCAAUAGAGAAAGAGGAAACAAAACCAAGGGGUAUUAAUGGAGCAAAGCACCCUGCCUCAGCCCAGUGCUGAGAGCAAUGCUGAAGCCUGAGUGUGGAAUUGUUCUCACUUCACCCUCUCUGAGGCAGUGUGUAAUUCAAGUCGUGACACAACUGAAAUUAUCCCCUGCAGCUGCCUCUUCCUCACAGGUUCCUGCUAGGGGAGCGUAACAGAGCUUAGCUGUAAAGUAUUGAACAAAGUCUCUUAUUUAUGAGUGCCACUGAACACCAACCUUCUUGCAUUAAACAUUUCCGGAUGUUUUA
This is a messenger RNA of Melospiza melodia melodia, 6474 nucleotides long. It is a transcript of the gene C28H6orf132, whose product is annotated as chromosome 28 C6orf132 homolog. The record is from RefSeq and is a predicted model, not a curated record. The transcript is spliced from 5 exons. The coding region runs from base 25 to 3378 and encodes 1117 amino acids. NCBI's taxonomy places the organism in Eukaryota, Metazoa, Chordata, Aves, Passeriformes, Passerellidae.